UUCGGCUGGGUGUUGCUGCUGCUCCCGGCGCGGAAUGGAGGGGACGGCAGUGGCCGUCUUCGAGAUUUUGAGAUACUUAAUAAUUCACUGGAAGUGUGAAAUAGGAGUAUCAAAGGGAGCGUUGCUAGAAGAACAGCUAGUGAUUUCCAUAGAAGCGUUACAUUCUAAGCACAAGGCAAAUGCUCUUCACUGUGUAACAACUAUUGCUCCUAUAGGAAGCCUUUACAGUGGUUUUGUUUUCAAGAAGUUUCUAAAAGAAAUACAGUCCGUACUGCCCAGAUUCUCUGCAAAGCUGAGCGGGAUUCCCGAGGACAGCAGCUGCUCCCAGCUCAUGUCAGCAGUAACACCCUUCCAGAUGAUUUUUGAGGUUGAUGAAAAGCCCAGAACUUUGAUGACAGACUGUUUGGUUAUAAAGCAUUUUUUACAUAAAAUCACCAUGGUGCACCCUAAGAUCAGAUUUAAUUUCAGUCUAAAGGUAAAUGGAAUCCUCUCCAAGGAGAUCUUUGGGGUAGAGAAUGAACCCACAUUGAACCUGUGGAAUGGAAUUGCUCUUGUCGUAAACUCACAGCAUUAUGUGAGUAGACCAAAAUUUGGUACAACUGAAUCAUACUGUAGCAGAAUUCACCCUGUGCUAGGACACCCAGUAACGCUUUCCAUCCCUGAUGACAUGAUUGGCGUGGACUUGUCAGGAGAGCUAACACUGACGCCAGCUGCUGCUCUCUGCCCUACCCUGAAGGACUUUUCCAACCAGUUGAACAGGAUUUCUUCAGUUUCCAUAUUUCUGUAUGGACCUUUGGGUCUGCCUCUGAUGUCAAGUCCAGAGCAGCCAAUUACUACUGUCUUCAAAGAUACCUCUUAUUUCAUUGACUGGAAAAAAUACCACUUGCAUGUGGUGCCCACUUUGGAUCUCAAUUUGGAUAGAGAUUUGGUGCUUCCAGAUAUGAGUUAUCAGGUAGAAUCCAGUGAGGGGGCUCAGUCCCAGAACGCGGACACUCAGGGACACACUCUGCUGCUUUUUCUCUUUGUGGAUUUCCACAGUGGGUUUCCAGCCCAGCAAAUGGAACUGUGGGGUGUUCAUACUCUGCUCACAACUCAUCUCGGCUCCAUCCUUGCAGAGAGCCACAGUGUAGUACAAGAUGCCAUCCAGUUCACUGUGGACCAGGUCUUGGAGCAGCAUCACCAGGCUGCCAAGGCUCAUCAGAAACUGCAGGCCUCACUCUGGGUGGCUGUGAAUUCCAUUGUGAGUGUGGUGACCGGAAGCACAUGCAGCAGCUUCCGAGCAGUGUGUCUCCAGGCCCUUCAGGCAGCUGACACACAGGAGUUUGGGACCAAACUGCACAAAGCAUUUCAGGAGACUACACAGCACCCGUUUCUUUACCACUGCUCGUGUGAGAUGAAGCAGCAGACCCCAGAGAAAAAGGAUUCAGCCCAAAGCACUGAGGACGCAUAUGAAGAAGGCAACCCGGCACCACGUGCUGAGACCUGUUGGCCGGAGGAAAACAAGAGGCUCAAGAGCGGCCGCCUCCACCGGGUCGUUGAGACGACGCACGCUCCCCACUCCUCCAGGGCUCCGCGCCGCCCAGAGCCCCCCACGGCCUCCCUCAGCCCUAGCGGAGAAAAGGCCCACAGCAAGGCCCCGGCGCCAAGCAGGGCGAGCCCCGGGAACCGCCUGCAGGACGCGCUGUGGCUGCAGGAGGUCUCCAACCUGUCCGAGUGGCUGAGUCCUAGCCCCAGGCCCUGAGCCGAGCCCCGUCCCGAGUACCCUCCGACUUGGAGGCCACAGGCGGCCGCUGUAGCCCCAGAUUUAAUAAAGCUGUU
Messenger RNA from Otolemur garnettii (small-eared galago), 1818 nucleotides. It is a transcript of the gene TOP6BL, whose product is annotated as chromosome unknown C11orf80 homolog. Bases 35 to 1741 code for a protein of 568 amino acids. The transcript has 17 exons. Gene Ontology annotation, biological process: meiotic DNA double-strand break formation; reciprocal meiotic recombination. Lineage: Eukaryota; Metazoa; Chordata; Mammalia; Primates; Galagidae. The record is from RefSeq and is a predicted model, not a curated record.